Bursaphelenchus xylophilus (pine wood nematode) is the source of this 566-nucleotide messenger RNA. Lineage: Eukaryota; Metazoa; Nematoda; Chromadorea; Rhabditida; Aphelenchoididae. The record is from the annotation of a GenBank genome assembly.
AUGUUGACGAAGCUUCUUCGUUCCCGAUUCUUUACAAAGAAUUCAUUUCUCCAAACACAGUGUUUUUCCAAGACUCCCAGCUUUCAUCAUGGCGACUUUGAAUGGCAAGAUCCGAAAUCGGAAGACGAAGUGGUAAACAUUACUUAUGUGACCAGAGAUGGUUCUAAUAAAAAAAUUAAAGGCAAGGUUGGAGAUAAUGUGAUGUAUCUGGCCCAUCGGUAAGCUCAAGGUUUUUUGUAUUGUUUUUCUAAUUUUAUAGCAUCCAUCUGGUUGUCAAUAAUUUUAUUUGACUACUUUUUAGACAUAACAUCGAAAUUGAGGGUGCCUGUGAGGCAUCUCUUGCAUGUUGUACCUGUCAUGUUUACGUUGAACAGCAAUAUUUUGACAUUCUCCCUGAACCUAAAGAAGAAGAAGAGGAUAUGUUAGAUAUGGCCCCAGUUUUGAAGCCAACCUCACGACUUUCUUGCCAGAUUAUACUUUCCAAGGAUCUUGAUGGAAUCACUGUAACUCUACCAAAAAUUACACGGAAUUUCUACGUUGAUGGACAUGUUCCUGAGCCUCAUUGA